Messenger RNA from Akanthomyces muscarius, 612 nucleotides. RefSeq lists its product as uncharacterized. The transcript has 3 exons. Bases 1 to 612 code for a protein of 203 amino acids. The record is from RefSeq and is a predicted model, not a curated record. Lineage: Eukaryota; Fungi; Ascomycota; Sordariomycetes; Hypocreales; Cordycipitaceae. Gene Ontology annotation, biological process: regulation of transcription by RNA polymerase II. Gene Ontology annotation, cellular component: nucleus. Gene Ontology annotation, molecular function: RNA polymerase II cis-regulatory region sequence-specific DNA binding; DNA-binding transcription factor activity, RNA polymerase II-specific.
AUGAUCCUGGUUCAGAGCUUCAAGCGCAAUUCUGACCUUCAGCGCCAUUACAGAAUCCACACCAACGAGCGUCCUUAUCCUUGCUCUAUUCCCGGCUGUGAAAAAAGUUUCAUCCAGCGCAGCGCCCUGAUCAUUCACAUCCGCACUCAUACCGGUGAGAAGCCUCAUGAAUGCCCGGACUGCGGCAAGCGCUUCUCCGACUCUUCCUCUCGUGCCCGUCAUCGCCGAGUUCACACCGGCAAGCGUCCCUACAAAUGCGAACUCGAGGACUGCACCAAGAGCUUCUGCCGUAAAAACACCAUGAUGAAGCACCAGCGCAGCUGUCACCAGACUACUGUGUCUUAUCCCGUCUCUUCCAUCAAUGAACAGCUUUUGUUCGAUAGCAGCUAUGCGAUGCGCCAUAAUUCUUUCGUCGACUUCUAUCAGCCAAUAUACUACAAUAUGCAAAGCUUCGGCAACUACACUCCUCAGCAUCAGUCGAGUACGUCCCAGUACUACUACGCCCCUUGGCAACCUCCCAACACUAUUGAGCAGGGCAACUCGAGCAUCGAUAUUCUGCAGAGCGACAUUCAGCCCGACUUGUCGGCUCCUCUCGUUCCCUUCAGAACGUAA